AUGGCACUGAACGCCUACCUAAACAAGCGCGUAUCCGUCCUCACAGUCGACGGACGCACAAUGGUCGGCCUCCUGCACUCCUGCGACGGCAGCAUGAACCUCGUCCUCCAAGAAGCCACCGAGCGCAUUAUCCGACCAGUAGAAGAGGAAGUACCCAGUGAAGAAGUUCCCUUGGGCCUCUACAUCAUCCGCGGUGAUAGCGUAGCAGUUGUAGGACGUGUGGAUGAGGAGAUUGACGGCAAGAUUGAUUGGAGUAAAGUGCAUGGCGAGGUAUUGGGAAGUACGAAACAUACGUGA
Molecule: messenger RNA, 297 nt
Organism: Bipolaris zeicola 26-R-13
Lineage: Eukaryota; Fungi; Ascomycota; Dothideomycetes; Pleosporales; Pleosporaceae
Exons: 2
Coding region: 1-297 (98 amino acids)
Biological process (GO): mRNA splicing, via spliceosome
Cellular component (GO): precatalytic spliceosome; U4/U6 x U5 tri-snRNP complex; U6 snRNP
Molecular function (GO): RNA binding
Source: RefSeq, a predicted model, not a curated record